AUGUUUAUAGUGGACUGGAGCGUGCAUUUAUGCACAAGAGUGAUGGCGCCCCUUUUCCGUGCCCUUGUGGAAUUGCCUUUGUCGAUUUUUGUAUGGAAUGGGUUCCAGCUUGUGGCAUUGCCCAUCAACAUUCCAUUGAAGUUAUUUCUGGGUACGUCUCUGAGUCGUUUGGUCGCGCAUACUAGUACUGUUGACUUCUAUGUGGUCUUGACAUUGUUGCAGUACUUUGCUGUGCUUUGUGCUUUCGGCAGUAUUAUAGGGCUUAUCUUCGGAUUCGUGUUGGGUGUGUUCCACUCUAUCUGCGGGGUGCCCAGCGUAUAUAUCAGUCUGGAAUGGAAACCUUGGUUUGUACCGGUACGUACAGUGUUUGAACGUAUCUCCACUACCAUUGUCAACGUCAUGCAAGGACAAAAUAUUGCUCCAAUACCGAUGUCCAAGUCCAGGCCGAUGCCAAAGCCCAUGCACACGGCAAACCUUAAUAAGAAACCAUUCAAAGACGAAGUGGGCGUUGAUGAUACGACUAUAACACACGACAAUAUCGGUUAUAUGACUCCUUGCCAAACCCCUGCUAACGAAAAAAUUCAGCAUUAUAAUAAUGAUUCAUUCAACACGACCACUACAGACGAUGAACCCACUGAUAUUUGGGAUAGGUCCGACACCUACCAAAACUCUUUUGCAACCAGUGAGACUUUGAUGUCUCUUUCUAACAGAGCCAAACUUCGAAAAAAUAUUAGUGAUGUGGACAUCGUUAAUAUCAAGAUUUUAAGAAGGAAUUCAAGGUGA
This is a messenger RNA of Saccharomyces kudriavzevii IFO 1802, 783 nucleotides long. It is a transcript of the gene LDB16, whose product is annotated as Ldb16p. Bases 1 to 783 code for a protein of 260 amino acids. NCBI's taxonomy places the organism in Eukaryota, Fungi, Ascomycota, Saccharomycetes, Saccharomycetales, Saccharomycetaceae. The transcript has a single exon. The record is from RefSeq and is a predicted model, not a curated record.